This is a messenger RNA of Passer domesticus (house sparrow), 3228 nucleotides long. RefSeq names its product YOD1 deubiquitinase (gene YOD1). Gene Ontology annotation, cellular component: cytosol; nucleus. Gene Ontology annotation, molecular function: cysteine-type deubiquitinase activity. The coding region runs from base 200 to 835 and encodes 211 amino acids. The transcript is spliced from 2 exons. Lineage: Eukaryota; Metazoa; Chordata; Aves; Passeriformes; Passeridae. Gene Ontology annotation, biological process: protein deubiquitination; endoplasmic reticulum unfolded protein response. The record is from RefSeq and is a predicted model, not a curated record.
CCUCCUCGGGCGGCCGUCGGGCCGGUUCCUGCUCUCGCUGCCGGCGCCGCCGGGGCUGUGGCCGCGUCCCGGGGGUGCCGAGGGAGAGGCGCGCGGGGCUGGAGGGGACGGGGUCCGGGCCACGCCAGGUGACACUCUCAUAGUGGAAGAGGACACCUCCAAACCCGAGCCCGGCUCGCCGGUGGUCGCCAAAAAAGCCAUGUCCCAGCCCGUGAGGGAAGCCGUGCCUGUGCUGGCCAGGAGGGUGGUGCCAGCAGACAAUUCCUGCCUGUUCACCAGCGUGUUCUACGUGGUGGAGGGCGGCGUGUACGACCCGGGCUGCGCCCCGGAGAUGCGCAACCUCAUCGCCCAGAUCGUGGCCAGCGACCCCGAGUCGUACUGCGAGGCCGUGCUGGGCAAGACCAACCGGGAGUACUGCGACUGGAUCCGCAGGGAGGAGACCUGGGGCGGGGCCAUCGAGGUGUCCAUCCUCUCCAAGUUCUACCAGUGCGAGAUCUGCGUGGUGGACACGCAGACCGUGCGCAUCGACCGCUUCGGCGAGGACGCGGGCUACAGCCGGCGCGUGCUGCUCAUCUACGACGGCAUCCACUACGACCCGCUGGAGCGCCGCCUGCCCGGCUCCGACCUCCCUCCCCAGACCAUCUUCCCCAGCAGCGACGACGUGGUGCUGGCGCAGGCGCUGGAGCUGGCGGACGAGGCGCGCAGGAAGAGGCAGUUCACGGACGUGAACCGCUUCGCCCUGCGCUGCAUGGUGUGCCAGAAGGGACUGACGGGGCAGCUGGAGGCCAGGGAGCACGCCAGGGAGACUGGGCACACCAACUUCGGGGAGGUGUGAGCUCGGCCUGAGGAGGAGGAGGGUGCCAUCGACUACCUCAGCGCUCCGGAAUCAGAUUCUGGGGUCCCAGAUAAGCUGUUUGUAAUGAUAAAAUUCCGUUCGCAGAGCUUGAAAAGCGAAUUUAGCUUCGUGGUGGCCAACGCGCAGGUUUGGGAGUAGGGGAUGGGGAGUAGGGAUGGCACUCGGGCUGGUGGUGGACAGUGGCAGCCACACCUUGAUUGCAUCACCUUCUGUGUGUGUGUGAGUGAUCUGAGCAGACACACAGCCAGGCUCGUCCAACACUGGUGUGAAAUCCACCUCUGAGGUGCUGAGUGUUCAUUUUCAGGGUAACUCAAUGAAUCUGAGGCUUUGGGAAACACACACACAUCAUCUCUUACACUGAGAACUGGGCUCUGCACGUAUGUGCAGCUCUCAGAGGGGAAACUGCUCGUGUGGUGCAUGAUUGGUAAGGGAAAUACCAAGUACAAAGUCAAAAUACAGUUUGUAGUGGAAAGAGGAUCUCUGAGCUGCCCUGCACCAUCAGGAAUAGACUGUGUAGUUUGUGUGCAGAGAACUUUAGGGAAAGCAAUGGCCUCUAAGCUUUAAGGUAGCCUUUAAAUUAAUGAGUAGAUGGAUAAGUGUUGAAUAAAACUUAUUAAUCCUCCGUAGGUAGUUUUUAGUUGCUUGAAAAAUAACUCUGAACCCCCUGGUGUUUACACUGCAUCAGAGCAUAAGCAUGCUUCCUGGAAUACUUGGGAUUCUUCUUCAUAAUAGCAUUGGAAAUUCCUGCAAGAGGGAAGUGAGUAGUUAGGGAAGUGACUUAAUUUGCAUCUGUUAAAUACUUUGAAUAUUUUACUUGAGCAGAGCCAAUCAUGGCCAUGGUGUUACUAAGCUGUUCCAGUUUCCAAAUACUGUGAAUAAGCACUUUAAGGUUGAGUUCUCACUCUUUGCUGGUAAAAUGUUUUGCCCUCUGAAGGCCAGAGCCAGAAGGGAGGCUUGAAAUUCCAUCUGCUUUCUGCCUUAAUGUGUUUGAUUUGUCACCACUGACUGUGGAGUAGCAAGACUUUCAUUGUGAUAAUGAAAUAUCACAGCUGAAUAUUCAGAUGAAAAUAAGCUGGGGAAAGUGCCCCACUCCUUGGACUGUUCAGAAUCAGGGAAGGAUGAAAUUGGUUUAAUUGGAAUAUUUUACCUCACAGUGGGGUUGUGAAGCUUAACAGCAAGUGCUUUUGAGGGCUUUUAAAAGGUGCUGUAAAGGUGCAUAUUACUGAAGGGGAUUUAUGUUAUUUUUUUUUCUUUGAAAUGCCUGCAACAUAUCCUUGUUUCUUGAAUUUUAAAAUAUCCUUUGCCUGCCAUUCUUCUGUUACUGUUUGGAGUGACCUUCCUUGCACUUUUAGACUGGGGAACAAGAAGGGGCAUCCUCAGACUGAGGCAGAAAUGAACCCACUUUGCACGUGGGUUUAACCUAAAACCCAGUUUGGAAGGGCUCUGUUCCCUCAGGCACCUGAGCAAACUGGUGCAGCAACACCACCUGUUCUGCAAAAAUCAUAUUUCCAGUUCUCAGCAGAGGCUCCCAGUUGGACCUUGAAAUACAGGAGGGUUUUACUGAAGAAAGAACAUAAUUACUUAAGUGCUUUGCUGAAUUAAGGCAUGAAUAAUUAAACAGCCUAGGAUCACCCAGAGCACUGUGGACCUGGGUUUGUUUUUAAUUCAGUAUUAAAACACACAUUAGCACUGUUGGGUGUUCCCUAUAGAAAGCCACUUAGCUUCCAGUGUUAAACCCCACUCUGCUUUUAGCCUGUCAUUAGGAAAAGAAGAUAAAAACCCCCCAAACCCCAACACUAAACCCAGCCCUGUAGAUGCUUAAAAACCUCCAGAAACACCUGACAGUUCAAAGGAACUUGAAGAUGACACUGUGUUAUAACUACUUGAGCUGAAAUUGUGGCUAGGAACGAGACCAAGAGACUGGCAAGGCCCAGGCGUGCUCUCGGCUGUCCCAGGGAAGCAGGGGCUGCCUGGAGUGAUCCCCCCCUUUGCCAUCUGACACGGACACAAUACCUACCUCAGAGAGGUGCGCCAGGUGUCUUUGAAACACAAGUGGAAGAUCCAUAUUUAUUGUCUGCCUUGACUUUGGGGAGCAACCCUUAGAUUUUAGCUUUGUGUCCUGGAUGGAUUUCUCAAAGUGUGUGAAACCUUUUCCUUUUUUUUUUUUUUUUUUUUUUCUCCUGGUAUUUCUCAGUUGCAGUAUUUGAAAAAUGAGCUUUAUUUAAUCCAGAGUGUUGAGCUUUGCUAGAUCAUGUUUGCAUUGGGAAUCUGCUACCAGGGAAUCAGUUCCCUUGGAGGGAGACGUGUCACUAUCACUGCUUGGAUGUUCUCUUUUGUUGCCUAGAAAAUAAAAUCUCUUUGGAUAAAAAAGA